GUAUUUUAAAUAAUAUUUAUAUAUUUAUUUUUGUUUAUUUCUCUUUUUCUCUCUAUCAGGGAGAAAAAAAAAAUUGUUCAUCAAUGGCGAUGAGGAAGCUAUUAUUGACGAAGCGUCUCUUCAGCAUCUCGAAUCAAGCGUCGCAGAGCCUAACGAACUGCCGUAUCUCGUCAUCCUCGUUAUCCGUACGGACAAGAGUCCCCAAGGAAUCAGGAGAAGCCAGAAUCGCACCGGAGCCUGGAGACUCGUCGGCGAUCUCGCGGCGGUUCCUUCACAACGCCGCCGUGAUUCGGCCGGAGAUCAUGCAGAUGCCGCUGGGAGAGAGCCUGAUGGAGAAGCUCCGCGAGAUCGACGGGAGCAAGGACAGGAUCCGAUUAGACGGCAUCGCUCCGCCGAUGGCGACGGAGACGGAGACGACGCCGCCUGGUUUGACGGUGGAAGAUACGAAGAAGCUUCUGAGAGCCGCGCAGAUUGAGAUGGUGAAAACGAAGCUUAGAGAGACGGGGAAGAGCUGGAUGGCGUAUGAUGAGUUCGUUAGCGUUUGCGGAGAUGGAAUCGCGAAGAUGCUUGAUGAUUCAGCAAACGUCAUCGUUUUGGGAGAUUCCGUUUGUAUAAGACCAGAUCAGGUAACAAAAACCAUCGAAGGCUUGCUUCCAUUGCCCAAGGUUUGUUGCCCAAAUGACCCAAGAAGGAUCGAGUUUAAAGAGCUCGAAGCAGCCAAGGCAGCGAUCGAUGUGAAAGCACACUCUUUGGUGCGGAGAGAGCUCUGGGCUGGUCUGGGUUACUUGAUCCUGCAGACCGCGGGGUUCAUGAGGCUCACGUUUUGGGAACUCUCGUGGGAUGUGAUGGAACCAAUCUGUUUCUAUGUCACGUCUAUAUACUUUAUGGCUGGGUAUGGUUUCUUCCUCAGGACAUCCAAAGAGCCUUCCUUUGAAGGCUUUUACCAGAGCAGGUUCGAGGCCAAACAGAAGAAGCUGAUGAAUGUUCAUGAGUUUGAUGUUGAGAGGUAUGAUGAGCUCAAGAAGCUGUUUUGCCCUAAAGCUUCAGAUCGUGUUUCCAAGAUUCUUGGAACUAUCCAGAGUUAGAUUUUUUGAUUAGACGAGUCAAUGUUGUUGUGUCUGAUUUUUCCUAACUAGAGAAUUCUACCCGCCCAAAAGAAAAGAAAUGAAUAGGUAGGAAGUUCUCAAGUUUUCGGUUUUCCAAAGAAAAAAAUUGUUCGAAUUAUUGCCGGCUUGUGUAACAUCAGGGAAGAGUUGUGUUCUUCGUUUUCAAAGUUUUUCAUUUAUGAGAUUAAUCUAAAAUGUAAGAGAACCAUGUAAAUAUAAAAUAUGUAAAUGUUUGAAUUGUUAUUAUUC
Raphanus sativus (radish) is the source of this 1355-nucleotide messenger RNA. RefSeq names its product calcium uniporter protein 2, mitochondrial. The transcript has 2 exons. Gene Ontology annotation, molecular function: uniporter activity; calcium channel activity. Gene Ontology annotation, cellular component: mitochondrial inner membrane; uniplex complex. NCBI's taxonomy places the organism in Eukaryota, Viridiplantae, Streptophyta, Magnoliopsida, Brassicales, Brassicaceae. The coding region runs from base 84 to 1085 and encodes 333 amino acids. Gene Ontology annotation, biological process: mitochondrial calcium ion homeostasis; calcium import into the mitochondrion. The record is from RefSeq and is a predicted model, not a curated record.